Molecule: messenger RNA, 3634 nt
Organism: Corticium candelabrum
Lineage: Eukaryota; Metazoa; Porifera; Homoscleromorpha; Homosclerophorida; Plakinidae
Product: fibrillin-1-like
Exons: 2
Coding region: 11-3421 (1136 amino acids)
Cellular component (GO): extracellular region
Source: RefSeq, a predicted model, not a curated record
CCCACCAAUCAUGGAAACUGCAAACUGCAAAAUCUCUCUUCUCCUACUCCUCUUCACGUUCGCAGCAGUCACAACACUCAUCACCUCUGCCAACGUAUGCAAAAACAAGAACUACAGCUGCAAGACAACCAUGACAUGCUGCAAGGCUGCAAACGCCUCCAGAGCCAAAGCACCAUAUGGUUGCUGUCCGCUCAAGAAUGCGACCUGCUGCUUGGACGGCCUGCAUUGCUGUCCGAACAAUUCGAAGUGCUACAGUCCAAUUGUUGGCCAGCCCGUCACCAAGUGCUAUCACAAGAAGCAUGCGAGCAUUGCGGAAGUGGAGGGUGACGUUUACUUGAUCGAUGCGGAAUACGAACCUGUGGCGGUUGAAACGAGAGCGACGUUUGUUGUUGAGGCUGGAUUGAAGUCUAACCCUCCACCUUCAGUAUCUCUUGUCACAUGUGCCAAUGGCAAACACAAAUGUCAAGCAAAUCAAACAUGUUGCACGCAGACAACAGACAGCACAAGCUGCUGUCCAUUCUCUGAUGCAGUUUGUUGUAAUGACGGAAAGCAUUGCUGUCCAGGCACUUCAUCAUGUGGAUCAGAUGGGCUACACUGUGUGACACAAGAGGAACACUUUCCUAUCAUUGUGACUAAACGUGUUGAACUAGACUCGUCCACUCGACUCUGUCUUGACAAUUCGACUCGUUGCACGACUAGACAAACAUGCUGUAUGAAAUCGGGUAAUCAAUUUGGAUGCUGUCCAUAUGAGAACGCAGUCUGCUGCAAGGAUGUCUCUCACUGCUGUCCGCACAAUUUUAAGUGCAACGAGAAUUCACUAGAUUGUGUGCACGCUGAGACGACAAAGUCAGGUGGAAUCUCUCUUAACGCGGUUACACUUGGAUAUGAGAUAGAGUCUGUGGAUAUUGUUUGUCCUGAUCAUGUGACAUCGUGUAGUAGCAAUCAAACUUGUUGUCCGGUGUCAGAAGGCUACGGCUGCUGCCCUGCUGGACCGGACGCGGUUUGUUGUAGUGAUCUUCUUCACUGCUGUCCGAAUGGCUACGCUUGUGAAGGAACGAUGUGCGUGAAAGGCGAGAAAUCGAAGGACGUUGUCUCGAUGUUUGUUGAUCUCGUGGACGUGGAUGGCGACGUGACGUGUCCAGACGGCGGCGUGUGUCCUUCCAAUGUGACAUGCUGUAUGCUCGAGAACGGCAGGUAUGGAUGCUGCUCGGAAGGAACGGGAGCCGUAUGCUGUGCAGAUCGUGUCCACUGUUGUCCACGUCAAUACAAAUGCGAUCUAUCGACGUCUCAAUGUGUGUCCGGACGAGGCGGUCAAAACGGGCCACUACUGACAAUCAAAUUUACCAUCGAAGGUCACCAGUUUGCUACCAAGAAAGAAUCACUAGAGACAAAGGGAAGAGACGAGUCAGUUGGAUACCAAAACAAGGAAGGUGAUCAUGAGUAUUCGGGUGUCAAGCAUGACAACAAUUUGAAGGCUAAAACACAUACAGAGUUGCUUAAAUUUCAUGUUGAUGAGACGUGCCCGGAUGGUCACGUGUGUCCUAGUAAUGCCACUUGCUGUCUGGCGACUGGUGGAAGAUACGGUUGCUGCCCAGCUGGUCCAGAGUCAGUCUGCUGCACGGAUCACAUCCACUGUUGUCCACACGGCUACAAAUGCGACGGAACUUUGUGUGAGAAGACGGACAGCAUUACUGGUGAUGUUCACAAACAACUUGCAACUCAACUCAGAGAAUUGCUCCACAGUGUAACAUGUCCUGAUGAGGGAACAUGCCCGGAUAAUAACACGUGUUGUCCAACAAGUGGCGGUCGCUAUAACUGUUGUCCGGCUGGACUAGACGCCGUCUGUUGUUCUGAUGAUAUUCACUGUUGCCCAAAUGGCUACGCAUGUAGCGGAAAUGUGUGUUUGAAGACUGACCAGGUUACCGGUGAUGUGCACAAAAAACUUGCAACUCAACUCAAGGAAUUGCCUCACAUAACGUGUCCUGAUGGUGGAUCAUGCCCUGAUAAUAACACGUGUUGUCUAGCAAGUAACGGUCAGUAUGGAUGCUGUCCGGCUGGUAGAGACGCCGUCUGUUGUUCAGAUCAUAUUCACUGUUGCCCACAAGGUACAUCAUGUUCCGGCACUAUCUGUGUGUCACCUCGUGACAUUGACGAUCAACCAGCAAGUCAACUUGAGUUGAAAUCGCCUCGUUCAAUAUACUGUCCUGAUGGUCGCUUUUGCUCUAAUGACAAUAGCACAUGCUGUAGAAUAGGAGGUGGUCAUUACGGUUGUUGUCCAGCUGUGAAUGCUACGUGUUGUCCUGAUCAGGCUCAUUGCUGUCCACAUGGAAUGAUAUGUGCUGGGAAGAUCUGUAAACACGCGAGCACCGAACAUGAAGCGACUCGAAUGAAGUUGAUAUCAAUUAGUAAAACGGGAUUGAAUCAGGACUGUCCGUGUCAUGCAAAUCAGACAUGCUGUCUGGCACCGGGAAGCGGUUAUGCAUGCUGUGGAGCUGGAUCCGAUGCCGUGUGCUGCGUGGAUCACAUCCAUUGCUGUCCACAUGGAUUCUCAUGCAAUUUGGAUGACAACCAAUGUGUAUCACGUGAUCAACAUUUACUACAAGUUAAGCAUUCGGUCGAGUCGUCGUAUCGUCAGUCUGCGAGUGAGCGUGUUCAGAGCCUUGUGUGUCCAGACGGCAAGUCGGAAUGUCCAGAUGUCAGCACGUGUUGCAAGAAUGGCAGCAAAUACGCAUGCUGUCCUGUUGAAAACGCCGUCUGCUGUCCAGAUGGUAUACAUUGCUGUGAUCCUGGCUACAAAUGCGAUAUGGUUAGGCAUGGCUGCAUCAAGUCGUCGUCACUCUUCCAGCUCAUUGCAAACGAACCAGACAAAAUGAGUCUCCAAACGAACGACGAGAAUGCUGUCAUUACUAUUGCUCAUGAUGCAAACAAUGAGGGUAGUGAAACGGUUGAUUUAUUUUCAGUUGGUGAGAUUGUUUGUCCAGGUGGACACGUAGAGUGCUCCAAUAAUCAAACUUGUUGUCAUCUCGCUGACAACUUGUACGGCUGCUGUCCUGUAGCUCACGCUGUCUGUUGUUCUGAUCAUCUUCACUGCUGUCCAGCUGGAUACAGUUGUGAUUCCACAAGCGGUCAGUGCAUUCAACCGAACAAAGCUCCUUCAGCAUCGAUGACAUUAGCAGGUGGACGUAAAGUCCGUGUGUUUGCUACUAAACAUGAAGUUUUAGGUAGUAACAAAAUGGUUGAUGGGAAUGACGUCGUUGGUGUGAAAUGUUUGUGUCCUGAUGGAAACACGUGCUGCAAAGGGAGGAACGCAGUGAACGAGUGUUGUCCUCUUGCUAACGCCGUUUGCUGUGGCGAUCAUCUGCACUGCUGUCCGAAUGGCUUCAAGUGUGAUUCGUCGGGAACUUGUGUGCGAGGGGAUUGAACCAAGAAGAGAACAUUGUUUGUUACAUUUCUGGACUCUAAUGGAGAGAAGACGAUGUGAUAUUGUUGACAGACUGUUGAUUAGCUUGCAAUGUAUUAACUGUUUUUUUGUUUUAAAAUAUUAGCGUUUGUAUGUGUUUGUUGAUUUGAUGCAAUUUACUGUUGUAGUAUGAGACUGCGUGUAGAAUUAUAAUAUAUCAAUGUGUGUACUGUA